AUGCCACGAAACCCCGCCGUCAAAAAAGGUCACCACAACAAUCGUCACGAGAAUGGUCUUGUAGGCCCAGGCAAGCGGGUCGCCAAACAGAAGUCAAAUGGCCAACUCAGUGGGAGCGCAAAGGCCCCCACUACUCCUGACGAACCUCUCCCCUCUCCGUCGAAUCCUCAGCUUAUCGAAAGAGAAUCCUCCUCCGUAUCGACUGGUGUGGACCAAGAUGUUGUUGUCGAUCCUUCUAUGAAUGGCGAGGAGUUGCGCUGGAGGAAGAGACAUUCGGAAUCGUCGAGCGAUGGCCAAGAUCAAAAGUGGGAUAAUACGAGCGGUACACUCACAACCACUUCCUCUCGACGACCAGAUGCACUAUCCAAGACCAAAAGCCUCCAGGAUCUGAGCGCUUUGCAGAUCGCCUCUACAAUUCUCACGUCAAAUCCUGCUGGCGAUACAAUUUCGCUGCUCAUUGUUUUGCUGGCACUACCUUCGAUUGUCUUGAUAAUUGUACAAGCUCUGUUCGCCUCUUUGACAUUAAUGCCUCCGUCUAGUGGUGUCUCUCCGGUUCCUUUUCUGACUCUGUUCGACGUCUUCCAGGGCUCGACCGGAUCUCCUUCCCUCGGUACUAUGGCUGUGAUGGAUGUCAUUGUCUUCGCGGUCUGGCUUUGCAUUGGGAGCUGGGCACAAAAUUUUACACUCGAUUUGGCCCAGAUCCAGAUUGCGCUUACGCUGGGCAAUGGGAGUGCGGGCAAGAAUGGCAGCGUUAAUACCAUAUGCUUCUUACUCGUUCUACUUCUGCAUUCAGCGCGCAGUUCGGGUUUGCGGCAUUUUGUUCAUACCAAAGUCGUGCCUGCCGGUGUUCUGAACCAUCCUCUCCUGACACCAUACGCGAAGUUACUACCGAUUGAUUCAGAUUUUGGCCACAGUCCAGGGCCUCCUUCUAAGAUAAAGAGCUUCCUUGCUGUACAUAUCAUUAGUCAAGCCAUCAUCGCAUUUGUUAGAAGCAGACUCGCCGGCACGUCUACGGCCACCAAAACGAGGAGAUCUGAUGCCGAGCCUCAGGCAAGUUCAACCCAAAGUCUCGAUUCCUCGGCUCAGGAUUUGGUCUUCAACACAGCUGCUUCCCCAGGCGACGAUCCGCCACCUCCUACCCCGACUCUCCGGGAAAGCAAAGACAAAGCUCUCAAUGCAAAGAAGCGCCGUCGUCAAGCAGCCCAGGUAAGGAGCCGUCAACCAUUCUGGGCAGCUCUAGCAAGCACAAAAGUACAUGUGUUGCGAGAGGUCGAGCACAACAAAGACAAAGCGAAUUCAACCAACAGUCCCGAAGGCACCAAUCGUGGAGAGAGCGAAGAGUGCGUGUGGAUCACCAAUGUCGAGCCCUCUACGAUUCAGUUUGUGGCAGGUUAUCAUGCCUCGUUACACGAGGACUGUCACCUUAAGGAUGCUGCCACUGUUCGACCGUUCUAUGUCCGUAUCAACAACGCACGGUGGCAUUCGGUAACUAUGGAUCUUGUGCAUGAAGAUUUUUGCGAGAACGAUAAUCCAGCCAAGUGGUUAGGCAGUAUUGGCGGCCUGGCGCCCGACUGCAACUAUAUUUGUUCCUUCCGUCGUGUUGAUGGUGAUAAAGAGAUAGCUUCGAUUAUGGUUAGAACUCCGCCCCUGGCUGAUCGAGAUGCUGUCAACGCGACUGUCCCAGUACCCGUCCGCCAAUCAGCUCGGCCCAACUCACCAACGACUACGCUCAAGACAUCAAUACAGACAGCUGAGCGAUCACGUGAGGAUGCCAAUAACAGACGCAACAAGAUUCGACGAAACCACAGAAAUGCACUUGCCAAACUCGACCGAGAAAUUGAAUCACUUCAAAACAAGCUCAAGUCUGGUAGCGACGAUCACAAGCAAAGACAAAAGCUUCUGCAAGCUGAGAGAAAUGCUCGGCAAUACGAAGAGGCUGUGAGUGCUAUUGGCGUACAAUCGGACGAGCUGGAGACGAUUCCGGAAGAGGAGACAGUUGAGUAUGGUACCAGGAAAGCUGCAUAUGACGAGCGAACCCAGCAAUUGGCAGAGGCGAACGAGUCGCUGGAGAUCCUGAAGAACGAGACCAAUAGCGAACUUGCAAGUACCAAGGCCGAGCUUACGAAUACGACCGCUCGAAAGGAUCGUCUGAUCGCACGCAAUACUAAGCUCUCCGCUGAACAAGAACGACUGACUGAAGCCAACCUCCAGAACUUGAGUGAGAAAGAACGCAAGGCUGUGGAGUCAGUCACACGUGCGAAAGAGCAGGAUCGACAAACAGCAGACUGGCAACGUAGAAUCAACGACAUGAAUGCUCAAUUGAACACUGUCAAGAUGCAAACACAAGCUGUCUUCCGGGAGAUCGAAGAUGCUAUGGCAAAAACGAGUACCGGUCCUCUUACCCCAGAGGGUGAGCUUCCAGGCAUGACUUCUAUCGGAUCCCGAGCCUUCAUGUUCGGCAACAUGCAACCUUCGACCUUCGUCCCGGACCCUCAAGCAUCACCGUUCCACAGUCUGGCAAAGAACAUUGCUAGUGGAGUACGACGUCCUCGCUCUGGCACGAAUCAAUCAACCGGUGGACUUAGUGGGACGUCUGGAGACUUUGAUGACUAUGACCCUAUUCCGCCCUCACAAAGUAGUGCUGAUUUUGACGUUGGUAUGUUCAAUGGACGCAAGAGCAGUGGGUCUAGCAGAGACAAUAACAAUCACAGUCCGGCUAACAUUGGUGUGAUUGGAGGUUCUUUGAGAAGUCCACAACGAGGGUCCAGUAGUCCUGGCCAACUUCAGGGGACGAAUACCUGGUAG
Messenger RNA from Lithohypha guttulata, 2805 nucleotides. RefSeq lists its product as uncharacterized. The record is from RefSeq and is a predicted model, not a curated record. The coding region runs from base 1 to 2805 and encodes 934 amino acids. NCBI's taxonomy places the organism in Eukaryota, Fungi, Ascomycota, Eurotiomycetes, Chaetothyriales, Trichomeriaceae. The transcript has a single exon.